CAACUUUCCCCUCAUGACUCGGAGUCCGCAUCCAUCACACCUGGAGGAACGUACACUAUCCAAACCGUCUCUGUUGGGUGCAAAAUCUACAUCCGCCGUCCAACCCCAGACGGGGAGGAAGAGCGGCUUGCAGAAAUACUAUCAAUUCGUGAUAAACCCGUGAACUCAUAUACGUCAGCACAACGCACAAAUGCCCGAGGUGGUGUGAAAGAAGAAGAGGAAGAUGCACCCGACAAACCAGAAGACAAAUGGGAGUACUUUGUCCACUGGGAUCAGUUUAACAAGCGUUUGGAUGAGUGGGUAACGGGAUCUCGGCUUAUCUUGAGCAGGGACCUCGAGUGGCCCCGUCCCAAGGUGCUACCGGGCAAGAAAGCUGGGCCUGGCUCACUGCAGAAAGCACCGGGGAAGGCGCCUCGCUCCAGUCAUUAUUGAAGAAAGCGACAUCAAAUGCGGCUGCGGCUGCUUCGCCCACAUCUGCCUCAACCCCUGGCCGCUCUGCUUUUCCCUCGCCAUCACCUGC
Messenger RNA from Suillus plorans, 520 nucleotides. RefSeq names its product chromo domain-like protein. The record is from RefSeq and is a predicted model, not a curated record. The transcript has 3 exons. Lineage: Eukaryota; Fungi; Basidiomycota; Agaricomycetes; Boletales; Suillaceae. The annotation marks the transcript as partial.